AUGGCAGAUCCCAAGAUUCAGGAGCUGCUGAACAAGCCGCGCAACGAGCUCACCGAAUACGAAAUCGCAGAGCUCGAAGAGCACGAAUUCACCUCGGGCCCCCUUUCGAUCCUCCAGACCGCCGUCAAGUCGCACACCCAGGUCCUCAUCUCUAUCCGCAACAACCGCAAGCUCCUUGCUCGCGUCAAGGCGUUUGACAGACAUUGCAACAUGGUUUUGGAGAAUGUAAAGGAGAUGUGGGACGAGACGCCACGAUUAGCAGAUGGAAAGAAGGGACGACCUGUGAACAAGGAUCGAUUCAUUAGCAAGAUGUGA
Molecule: messenger RNA, 315 nt
Organism: Metarhizium brunneum ARSEF 3297
Lineage: Eukaryota; Fungi; Ascomycota; Sordariomycetes; Hypocreales; Clavicipitaceae
Gene: smd2
Product: Small nuclear ribonucleoprotein Sm D2
Biological process (GO): RNA splicing; spliceosomal snRNP assembly
Cellular component (GO): U4/U6 x U5 tri-snRNP complex; U2 snRNP; U5 snRNP
Molecular function (GO): RNA binding
Source: RefSeq, a predicted model, not a curated record